Messenger RNA from Doryrhamphus excisus (bluestripe pipefish), 1746 nucleotides. It is a transcript of the gene mrpl19, whose product is annotated as mitochondrial ribosomal protein L19. Lineage: Eukaryota; Metazoa; Chordata; Actinopteri; Syngnathiformes; Syngnathidae. The record is from RefSeq and is a predicted model, not a curated record. Gene Ontology annotation, cellular component: mitochondrial large ribosomal subunit; ribosome. Gene Ontology annotation, molecular function: structural constituent of ribosome. Gene Ontology annotation, biological process: translation.
UGGCCAUACUGCAACUCAAAAUUCAUGUUCUGUGUCCCUUAUCGGCUUCCUUACCUGACAUGUGACAACAGAAGGUCAAAGAUGGCAGCCUGCACGAAAUGGCUCGCUAAAUGUGUAUUUUCAUCAAGAUUGUUACGAAAUGUACAGCUCCAACAUGAACGGUUCUUGUCCACGUCAGUUUGUCGUCUGGCGGCUGGAAAUGCCACCCAGCAGCCACCGAAAUUCACCCCUCCGCCAAAGCCUGUCAUCAUUGACAAAACGCAGACUGUGGCUGCUCUACGAAAGUUCCUGAGCCCAGAGUUCAUUCCACCUCGUCAAAGGACAGACCGGCUUAAGUUUUACAUGGAAAGAAAAGACAUGGUCCGCAGGAGGAGCGUGGUUAACAUUCCUGAAUUCUACGUGGGAAGCAUACUUGCCGUGACCAUGUCAGAUCCUAAUGCCAGUGGCAAAACAAACCGCUUUGUUGGCAUAUGCAUCCAAAGGGGUGGAAAGGGUCUUGGAGCUACAUUUGUCCUGAGGAACAUUAUUAAUAAUCAAGGUGUGGAGAUAUGCUAUGAGAUGUAUAACCCGCGCAUUCAAGAGAUCCAGGUGUUGAAGCUGGAGAAGCGGCUGGAUGACAACCUGAUGUACCUGAGAGACGCCUUGCCUCAGUACAGCACUGUGGACCCCGACAUGAAGCCGUCUGCGUACUCCCCGGCUGGAGAAGUACCUGUCAACAUGCUCAAAGUGAAGAUGCGUCCACGGCCGUGGUCCAAACGCUGGGAGCGGCCCAAGUACAAUGUCCAGGGCAUACGCUUUGAUCUGUGCGUGUCCCCGGCGAGGAUGGAGCACGCUCAGAAGUGGGCGAUGCCUUGGGUGGAGUACGACAUGUUGAAGGAGUACGACACCUCCAAGCUGGAGGAGCAGAUUUACAGUGAGAUCCAGGAGGAGAUGAGCAAGUUGAAAUCAGCCUGAGGUGGAGACAAAGGACUUGAUGGACUGAUGUGGACUGGACUGGACUUUUUCAGGUCUAUUAAUGGUUUCACUGUGUUGGCAUCUUUGUCAUAUAAAUGCAACUUUUCAUUCAACCAGCAUUUCUGUUAAUACUUCACAUGUAGUAACGUAAUCUCACACUAGGUGGCGUUGUUUCUCUUCAUAUGACGCAUUCGUCAGCAGUUGCAUAACCAAGCCUCUGUGCUAGCAGGGAAAUUCUUGCCAGAUUUUUGCAGUUCAACAAACAAAGUAAGCUUAGUGCCUUCCAUAGGUGUGAAACCAUAAAAGAAACCUUUCAGUACAAGAUGCAGAUUUACCUCCAUACAAGUGUGGUAUUCAGAGCAAAAUGCACCAAGGACACCCAGUAGUGUUUUACUGUUGUGGAUGGAAAGUUGUGGUGUUGAGAAGGUAUGUUAACGCGUCACUCGGCAAGUAUAAAAAAAACACUUAGACCUCUUAUGUUAUGUCUGCUCCGAGCGUAUGUGUGCAUAAACACACUGAGCAAAUCCCUGCACUCUAAUUUCUCUGUAUUACAGGAUGAGAUGGGGAGAAAAUGGCCUUUAAUACGGGAGUAGCAGAUGUUUAGCAGAUCAUUACGGACCACACAGAUAGGCUGCGUGAAGAGGGUGAUCGUGUUGUGACAGUUAACGCACUUUAAGCAUUACGGUACACUAUACCUUUCGAGGAAUGUUUUCCCCCUAUAUAUGCACCUGUCAAACCGCCAAAAACUGAACUGUUUGUGUACAGUAAAUCACCCUGCAUGUUGUCAUUCCA